Closterium sp. NIES-65 is the source of this 903-nucleotide messenger RNA. Lineage: Eukaryota; Viridiplantae; Streptophyta; Zygnematophyceae; Desmidiales; Closteriaceae. The record is from the annotation of a GenBank genome assembly.
AUGUACAUCACCCUCUACUACAUAGUCACCCGGCUCCCUGACUCUCUCCGCGUAGUCACGGACCACUUCCUCUCAAAUUGCCCCACCACUCUCACCGUUGACCUACUCGAGAAGGCCCUCCUAGCGGCACAGAAGAGCAUAGUCGCUGUAGGAGCCUCUCAUGGUGACCCUCGCACCCCCGUCUUUGAGGGGUGUUCUCCCUCCCCCCUCUUGCCUUCUGUUGCCUCUGCUGCUGCGGCCCACCUCUUUGGUUUCGAGUCGGUCGGCGCUGCGUUUGCCCCGAGCGGGAAACGCCGCACAGGCAAGGGCAAGGGGGGCAAGGGCGCUGGGGGGGCUGGAGGGGGUGGUGGAGGUGGUGGUGGAGGCAGUGGAGGGAGUGGGGGUGGUGGUGGGAGUGGUGCUGGGGGUGGCGGCGGCGGCGGCAGAAGUGGAGGCGGCGGAGGCGGUGGUGGUGGCGGAGGGAGCGGAGGAGGCGGAGGUGCCGGAGGAGGCAGAGGUGGAGGAGGCGGCGGAGGAGGCGGCGGCGGCGGUGGUGGAGCGGGUCGCGACUCUGCGCAGAGGAGUGGCUCCGGUGGUGGUCCGCGCCAGCAGCAGCGGAGUGGUGUGACCCUGUCCCCUCAGCAGCUUCGUGAGUGGUACACUGCGCAUCAGCGCGAUAGGGGUUUUGGUCCCUGCACUUACGUCCUCCAUACCGGCGACCGAGCUGGUGCUGGUGAGGCUGCUGCUCUAGGUGUCAGUGCGUCUGCUGCCCCAGGUGCCAGUGCGUCUGCUGCCCCAGGUGCCAGUGUGUCUGCUGCCCCAGGUGCCACUGCGUCUGCUGCCCCAGGUGCUGGUGAGUCUGCUCUCUCAGGUCUCUACCUCCCCUCGUUCUCUACGAACUUGGUGAGUGGAGCGGACCUAUAG